ACGCGUUGUAUGUCUGCUAAUGAUGUCGAUCAGAGCGUCACUUACCUCUUCUUAUCGCCAUAUCAAGACCUAGCCGAAUUGAAUAGUGCACAGCAUCUAACCCUCAGUUACUCCUGCUAACACCGCUCACCCUCUCGCGCUCGCUGGACAGUCCACACUCGCCCCGCCGUCUCGCAGCGUCUCGCAGACUUUCUACGUGUCGCGCGCGUAGGACGACCUGCCCCUAGGCCAUCUGACUGCUCGUAGCUCACGUCAUGGCCUCCCUAAUUGCAAUCCUCGACCUCAAGGGCAAGCCUCUCAUCCAGCGAUCAUACAGGGACGACGUGCCAGCUGCAUAUAUCGAACGUUUCCUGCCUAUCAUACUCGACCUGGAGGAGGAGGGCGCCCAGGUCACGCCGUGUUUCACGAGGGAGGGCGUGAACUACCUGCACAUCAGACAUAGCAACCUCUACCUGCUCGCGCUCAGCAAGCGGAACAGCAACGCCGCGGAGAUCAUCCUCUUCCUCCACCGGCUCGUGUCGGUGCUCGUCGAAUACUUCAAGGAGCUCGAGGAGGAGAGCAUCCGCGACAACUUCGUCAUCAUAUACGAGCUCCUCGACGAGAUGAUGGACUUUGGAUACCCCCAGACGACGGAGAGCAAAAUCUUGCAAGAAUACAUCACACAAGAAUCGUACAAACUCGAAGCCCAGGUCCGCCCGCCGAUCGCGGUCACGAAUGCCGUCUCCUGGCGGUCGGAGGGCAUCCGGUACCGGAAGAACGAGGUCUUUUUGGACGUUAUCGAGAGCGUCAACCUCCUUGUCAAUGCGACAGGAAACGUUGUCCGCUCGGAGAUCCUGGGCGCGGUCAAGAUGAAGUGCUAUCUGUCUGGUAUGCCCGAGCUCAGGCUGGGUCUGAACGACAAGGUCAUGUUCGAGACAACGGGUCGAACCGCGCGGGGGAAGGCCAUCGAGAUGGAGGACGUCAAAUUCCAUCAAUGCGUGCGGUUAUCACGAUUCGAGAACGACCGGACAAUAUCCUUCAUCCCACCUGACGGCGAGUUCGAGCUGAUGAGCUACCGGCUGAGCACGCCCGUCAAGCCGCUCGUCUGGGUCGAGGCCGCCGUCGAGCACCAUAAGGGGUCCCGGGUGGAGUAUAUGGUGAAGGUGAAGGCGCAGUUCAAGCGCCGGAGUACGGCGAACAACGUCGAGAUUUACGUACCCGUGCCGGACGAUGCGGAUACGCCGAAGUUCCGGGCAAGCACGGGCACCGUUCAAUACGCCCCAGAUAAGAGCGCGUUCGUCUGGAAGAUCAAGCAGCUCGGCGGCGGGCGCGAGUUCCUCAUGCGGGCGCACUUCGGGCUGCCCAGCGUGCGCGGAGAGCACGACUCGAUGGACAAGCGCGCGCCGAUCACGGUCAAGUUCGAGAUCCCGUACUUCACCGUGUCCGGCAUCCAGGUGCGCUACCUCAAGAUCGUCGAGAAGAGCGGGUACCAGGCCCUCCCGUGGGUCCGGUACAUCACCCAAAAUGGAGACGACUACAGUUUGCGGACGGCGCUGGAGAAGGGAAGCGCGCCCAUCGUGCCGAUGUGAGAAUGUUGUCGUUGGUGUUGUUGUUGCCGUCGUUGGAUUUGCUGUAUAGUGUGUGUAUCUCUGGAAUCCAUCUCGCUGGACCCGCUGGCAGGCACUCUAGUGGUGUGAACACAAUGCUUUGCUGGCUUGAAGCAUGUCUGCGGACAUGGUGAGUGACACUGGUGUAUCGGGAGCAUGCCUAUCGCUCGCUGUUGAACUGUGAACAUGGCGGGCUAUCCUCCCGGCGAUCAAUUGCCGCGACGGUGCAUGGUCAAUAUGCCGUAUGUCAAUAGUCUUAGAAGAUUGAGGAGACAUUUGGAUGCCAGUGGUGCGACCCGGCAAAAACCGGGCCCAACCGGGAUUCGAACCCGGGAUCCCUUGCAGUCAGUCACGUGAUCUUUACCGGGUUCGAAUCCCGAGAACAACUGACCCCAAAGCAAGUAUCUUACCUCUAGA
Messenger RNA from Rhodofomes roseus, 2003 nucleotides. Its product is annotated as clathrin adaptor mu subunit. The record is from RefSeq and is a predicted model, not a curated record. Gene Ontology annotation, cellular component: clathrin-coated vesicle; clathrin adaptor complex. NCBI's taxonomy places the organism in Eukaryota, Fungi, Basidiomycota, Agaricomycetes, Polyporales, Fomitopsidaceae. The transcript is spliced from 11 exons. The coding region runs from base 255 to 1568 and encodes 437 amino acids. Gene Ontology annotation, biological process: intracellular protein transport; vesicle-mediated transport. Gene Ontology annotation, molecular function: clathrin-cargo adaptor activity.